AUGUCCGUUCCCAAUCGCUUCUCAGUCAAUGGCGAACUUCUUAAGCCCUUGUUGGUGCCGCGUGUGGCUGGGUCUGUGGGCAAUCAGCAGGUGCGAGAGUACAUUGUCCAGCACUUUAGAGCCCUUGACAACUGGACAAUCGAAUUGGAUUCAUUCGUGGACCAGACGCCAUUCGGACAAAAGCCGUUUGUCAAUAUUGUGGUCACAAAGAACACGGCGAGAGUUGCUCGGCGCAAAUUGGUCAUGGCUGCCCACUAUGAUUCAAAAUACUUUGAGCAGUUUGAGUUCAUUGGCGCCACAGACUCUGCUGUGCCCUGCGCAAUCCUGAUGGACAUUGCGACCACGCUUGACAAACAGCUAUCACAGUCUUAUGAAACCGACGACACAACUCUCCAAAUUAUAUUCUUUGACGGAGAAGAGGCUUUUGUGAGCUGGACAGCCGAGGAUUCAGUGUAUGGAGCACGACAUUUGGCACAGAAUUGGGAAAACAGUGUUGAAAUGACAGGAAGUAGUGGUAAUAAUCGAUGGAUAAAAGGAAACACGAGACUUGGGGCAAUUGAUAUGCUGAUUCUCUUGGAUCUCUUGGGUACGCCCAACCCGAUAUUUGCUGAUUUCUAUCGAUCAUCCAGCUGGGCGUUUAAGCAACUGGUCGUGCUCGAAGAACGGCUUGGGAAUCUAGGCUUAUUUGAGUCACACUCUAAAGACAAUCAGGAACUCAAGCCCAUGUUCAACCCAGAUUCUGUGUUCACCUUUACGUCCAGACCCCCCUUGGAUGACCACCUCCCGUUUAUCCACCGCGGUGUCAGCAUUUUGCACAUCAUACCAACUGUCUUUCCGUCAGUAUGGCACAACCCCAUGGAUAAUGCAGACUGUGUGGAUCCUGCUACGGUCGAAAAGUUUGCAAUCUUGUUCCGUAGUUUUGUAGCUGAAUACCUUGGGCUUCUUGAUUGA
Messenger RNA from Phycomyces blakesleeanus NRRL 1555(-), 951 nucleotides. RefSeq lists its product as hypothetical. Gene Ontology annotation, molecular function: zinc ion binding; glutaminyl-peptide cyclotransferase activity. The record is from RefSeq and is a predicted model, not a curated record. Lineage: Eukaryota; Fungi; Mucoromycota; Mucoromycetes; Mucorales; Phycomycetaceae. The coding region runs from base 1 to 951 and encodes 316 amino acids. The transcript is spliced from 3 exons.